ACCCCAAUUUUUUUUCCUUCUCGCUGUAGGAGAGUAGUGUUACCUUGUAUUUAUAUCCCCAUAUUAUAUAUACCACAUUUUCUAAACUCUCUCUCCCUCUCUCUCUCUCUCUCUCUCUCUCUGGUUUUCUGUUUGUCUUCCGAGAAAGAUAAAAAAGAAAAAACGUAAGGUGAAAAGUUUAUAAUUUGGCUUCUUAAUAUCGUAUUCCCUCCCACCUUAGGUUGCUAAGAGAAUCACGAUAAUUUUCGCAAUAUAACUUUCUCCUUGUGUGCUCUUUUGAGUUUGGCUUACAAAAAAGCUUGUCCCGGAGGACUUUGGUGGCUAUUAGACGACUUAACGAUCUCUUUGAAUUUGGCUGCGAAAGGUGAUCUGUUCAGAGCUUGGGAUUAGAAUUCUUGUUUGAUUACCUUGGGCUUUGAAUCGCAGUUUGAAGCAUGAUUUGUGGUUGAAGAGGGAAAGAGUUUGUGACGGAGAUGAAGAGGUCCAGAGAAGACGUUUUUAUGACCUCACAACUCAAGCGGCCCAUGGUUUCCUCUCGAGGAGAGCCUUCGGGGCAACCCCAGAUGAUGGGCGGAGCAGCUGCCCAGAAACUAACAACAAGUGAUGCCUUAGCAUAUCUAAAGGCUGUGAAGGAUAUAUUUCAAGACAACAGGGAUAAAUACGAAGAAUUUCUUGAAGUCAUGAAAGACUUUAAGGCCCAAAGAAUUGACACUGCGGGUGUGAUAGAGAGGGUGAAGGAUUUAUUUAAAGGGCAUCGAGAGCUAAUAUUAGGUUUCAAUACCUUCUUGCCAAAGGGAUAUGAAAUCACCCUCCCACUUGAGGACGAGCCACAGCCUCCUCAAAAGAAGCCUGUUGAAUUUGAAGAAGCUAUCAAUUUCGUGAACAAGAUUAAGACCCGAUUUCAAGGCGAUGACCAUGUUUAUAAAUCUUUUUUAGACAUUCUGAAUAUGUACAGAAAGGAAAACAAGUCCAUCACAGAGGUUUACCAGGAGGUUGCAGCACUUUUCCAAGAACACUCAGACUUACUUGUGGAGUUUACUCACUUUUUACCUGAUACUUCAGGAACAGCCUCCAUCCACUUUGCUCCAUCACAUAGAAACGCAAUGCUCCGUGAUAGGAGCUCUGCUAUGCCCCCUAUGCGGCAAAUGCAUGUUGACAAGAAAGAAAGGACCAUGGGUUCUUAUGCUGACCACGAUCUCAGUGUUGACCGUCCUGAUCCUGACCACGAUAGAGCUCUGAUGAAAGUGGACAAAGAGCAAAGGAGGCGUGGUGAGAAGGAGAAGGAGAGGAGAGAAGAUAGAGAAAGACGAGAACGUGACCGGGAUGAUAGAGAUUUCGACCAUGAUGGCAGUAGGGACUUCAACAUGCAACAUUUUCCCCACAAACGGAAAUCUGCUCGUAGGACUGAAGACUUGGCUACUGAACAAUUGCAUCCAGGUAUGUAUGGCCAGGAGUUUGCUUACUGUGACAAGGUGAAGGAGAAGUUACGAAAUCCUGAUGAUUACCAGGAAUUUCUGAAGUGCCUCCAUAUUUUUAGCAAGGAAAUUAUUACGAGAUCCGAAUUGCAGUCUCUGGUGGGUGAUUUACUUGGAAGGUAUCCAGAUCUUAUGGAUGGGUUUGAUGAAUUUUUGGCAUGUUGUGAGAAGAAAGAUGGGUUCCUUGCUGGUGUCAUGAGUAAAAAGUCCUUGUGGAAUGAAGGACAUUUACCCAGAUCAGUGAAGGUAGAGGAUAGGGAUAGGGAUAGGGAUAGAGAUCGUGAAAGGGAUGAUGGGGUUAAAGAUAGAGAGCGUGAAACACGAGAAAGGGAUCGACUUGAGAAAAAUGGUGCGUCUGGAAAUAAAGAAGUCGGAGGCCAGAAGAUUUCUAUAUUUUCUAGCAAGGAUAAAUACUUGGCAAAACCUAUUAAUGAGCUUGACCUCUCUAACUGCGAGCGCUGCACUCCAAGCUAUCGUCUCCUUCCAAAGAAUUAUCCAAUACCUUCUGCUAGCCAAAGAACGGAGCUUGCUUCUGAAGUUUUGAAUGAUCAUUGGGUAUCCGUCACUUCUGGAAGUGAGGAUUACUCUUUUAAACACAUGCGCAAAAACCAGUACGAAGAAAGCCUGUUUCGUUGUGAGGAUGAUAGGUUUGAACUGGAUAUGUUGUUAGAGUCUGUGAAUGUAACGACCAAGCGUGUUGAAGAACUUUUAGAAAAGAUCAAUAACAAUACAAUCAAGAUGGACAGUCCAAUCCGUAUUGAAGAACACUUCACAGCUCUGAAUCUGAGGUGCAUUGAGCGAUUAUAUGGUGACCAUGGGCUUGAUGUGAUGGAUGUGUUGAGAAAAAAUGGUCCAUUAGCUUUGCCUGUUAUAUUAACCCGUUUGAAGCAAAAGCAAGAAGAGUGGGCAAGGUGUCGUUCUGAUUUUAAUAAAGUUUGGGCUGAUAUAUAUGCCAAGAACUAUCACAAGUCACUUGAUCAUCGUAGCUUCUACUUCAAGCAACAGGACACAAAGAGCUUAAGCACAAAAGCCUUGCUGGCGGAGAUUAAAGAGAUCAGUGAGAAGAAGCGGAAGGAAGAUGACGUUCUUCUCUCAAUCGCUGCUGGAAAUAGACGACCUAUUAUUCCCAAUUUGGAAUUUGAGUACCCUGAUCCUGAAAUCCAUGAAGAUCUGUAUCAACUCAUCAAAUAUUCUUGUGGAGAAGUUUGCACUACCGAGCAAUUGGAUAAAGUUAUGAAGAUAUGGACAACCUUCCUUGAACCAAUGCUUGGUGUUCCUACUCGGCCUCAAGGUGCAGAAGAUACUGAAGAUGUAGUGAAAGCGAAAAAUCAUACUGGCAAACAUGGUACUGUGAGUGCGGGAGACACUGAUGGCAGUCCUGGUGGCGGUGCUACUGCAACGAAUUCCAAACAGUUAAAUUCGUCAAGAAAUGGAGACGAAAGCAUUCAACCUGAACAGUCAAGCUCUUGCAGGACUUGGGCAGUAAAUGGGGCCAAUGGGGUUAAGGAUGAAAGUUCCCUUGACAUUGAUCGUGCUGCGUGUAAAGGUGAUACUUUCUGCAAUACCUCUCAACAAGGUAAAGUGCAGAGUAAUGCAUCUACAGCCGAAGAAACGUCUGGAGUUAGCAAACAAGACAAUUCCAAUGAAAGAUUAGUCAAUUCUAAUUUAUCACCCCCUGGGUUGGAGCAAAGUAAUGGAAGAACUAAUCAAGAAAACUCAUCAGGGCUUAGUCCUACUCCAUCCAGACCGGGUAAUGGCACUGUUGACGGUGGGCUUGAGUUACCUUCAUCAGAGGGUGGUGAUUCUACAAGACCUGUUAUAUCCUCAAAUGGAGCAAUCGGAGAAGGCACCAAAGGUCUCAGAUAUCUUGAAGAGUCUGCUAGACACUUCAAGAUUGAAAGAGAGGAAGGUGAAAUAUCUCCAAACGGAGAUUUUGAGGAGGAUAAUUUUGCAAAUUACAGAGAAGCUGGUUUGGGGGCUGUCCAAAAACCAAAGGAUGGUGUUGUUGGCAGGCAAUAUCAAGCCAGACAUGCGGAAGAAGAAAUAUGCGGUGGAGAGACAGGGGGAGAAAAUGAUGCUGAUGCUGACGAUGAAGGUGAGGAAAGCGCUCAGAGGUCAUCAGAGGAUAGUGAAAAUGCUUCCGAGAAUGGUGAUGUUUCUGGUAGUGAGUCUGGUGAUGGAGAGGAAUGUUCUCGUGAAGAGCGUGAGGAAGAUGUGGACAAUGAUGAGCAUGAUACCAAGGCAGAGAGUGAAGGUGAAGCUGAAGGGAUGGCUGAUGCCCAUGAUGUUGAAGGAGACGGAAUAUCUUUACCGCUUUCAGAACGUUUUCUCCUGACUGUGAAGCCUCUUGCAAAGCAUGUUCCUCCAGCUUUACAUGACAAGGAGAAGGACUCUAGGGUUUUCUAUGGAAAUGAUUCGUUCUAUGUGCUUUUUAGGCUUCACCAAACACUAUAUGAGAGAAUACAGUCGGCAAAGACUAAUUCAUCAUCUGCUGAGAGGAAGUGGCGGGCUUCAAAUGAUAUGAGCCCUUCGGAUUCUUAUGCUAGAUUCAUGAAUGCACUUUACAAUUUGCUUGACGGUUCUUCUGACAAUACAAAAUUUGAGGAUGAUUGUCGAGCCAUCAUUGGGACACAAUCAUAUGUUCUAUUCACAUUAGACAAGCUGAUCUACAAGCUUGUUAAACAGCUCCAAACAGUCGCCAGUGAUGAGAUGGACAAUAAACUUGUCCAACUUUAUGCAUUUGAAAAAUCAAGAAAGCCAGGAAGAUUUGUAGAUGUGGUUUAUCACGAAAAUGCUCGUGUUCUUCUUCAUGAUGAGAACAUUUAUCGCAUUGAAUGUUCAUCCUUACCAACCCGGGUGUCUAUUCAGCUUAUGGAUUUUGGGCAUGAUAAGCCUGAAAUGACUGCUGUUUCCAUGGACCCUAAUUUUUCCGCUUAUCUGCACAAUGAAUUCCUCUCAGUUCUUCCUGACAAAAAAGAGAAGUCUGGGAUCUUCUUGAAGAGGAACAAAUGUGCGUAUGGUAGUAGUGAUGAAUUGUCUGCUAUCUGUGAGGCCAUGGAAGGACUUAAAGUCACCAAUGGUUUGGAGUGUAAGAUAGCUUGCCAUUCAUCGAAGGUCUCAUACGUUUUAGAUACAGAAGACUUCCUGUUUCGGACAAAAAGGAAAAGGAAAACUUUGCAUCGGGACAGUUCAUGCCAAAAGCUGGCCAGGUCUUCCAAUGGUUCGAGUAGAGUAGAGCGGUUUCACCGGUUGCUUUCUGGCUCAUGAUAUGCCCUAUUUUGACCAUCAAGUAAAUAUGUAGCAUUUUGCACACAUUACAUACCCUGGCGCUGGAAAUUUGAAAAAUUUGAGGCGCUGUGAGCGAAAAAAGCUUUUGUGGCUCACCUUGUAUUCUCGUAGUUCUGUCUCUCCGACCAAAUAAAGCAUUGAGGAGGAUACGGCUCGAAAGUUGUAUACUUUGAGUUGGCACUUUGAGCCGCAUUCAUGUAAAUAUAGGUAAUUUGUGUUGUAAACUCGAGAUACAUUUUCAAUUUAUUCAUCGAUAAUUUUUGUUAAUCUUUUAUAAUUUAUUUUAUUUCUGGCGUAUUAAUUUU
Molecule: messenger RNA, 5068 nt
Organism: Prunus persica (peach)
Lineage: Eukaryota; Viridiplantae; Streptophyta; Magnoliopsida; Rosales; Rosaceae
Product: paired amphipathic helix protein Sin3-like 4
Exons: 25
Coding region: 474-4742 (1422 amino acids)
Biological process (GO): negative regulation of transcription by RNA polymerase II
Cellular component (GO): histone deacetylase complex; chromatin
Molecular function (GO): transcription corepressor activity
Source: RefSeq, a predicted model, not a curated record